Messenger RNA from Mugil cephalus (flathead mullet), 5506 nucleotides. It is a transcript of the gene cacna2d4a, whose product is annotated as calcium channel, voltage-dependent, alpha 2/delta subunit 4a. NCBI's taxonomy places the organism in Eukaryota, Metazoa, Chordata, Actinopteri, Mugiliformes, Mugilidae. The record is from RefSeq and is a predicted model, not a curated record. The transcript is spliced from 41 exons. Gene Ontology annotation, molecular function: voltage-gated calcium channel activity. Bases 639 to 4028 code for a protein of 1129 amino acids. Gene Ontology annotation, cellular component: voltage-gated calcium channel complex.
AAUCCUGCCUGGAUUAUGGUAUAAACUGGUACAGGAGAGGAGGAAGAGAUACUCUGGAGAGAGUUAAGGAGGAAGUCCUGCUAUUCAUUCUUGCAUCAAUCCAUCCGUCUUACCCCCCCACCAACCCUCUGGCGGCAUGUGAGAUUCUGGUUUUGGAUCCGCGAGGUCACCAGGAGCAGGAGGAACGACACUUUCUUUUGGGAAUAUGGCGCAUGCUUCCUGGAACUGCCACGCAACCGCGUGAAGACUGAAGUUUGCCCGGGACGUCCCGAGUCUUUGGUCGCCCUCCUUUUGUUUCCUGGGAUUUCCACUGAUCUAAGAGAAGAGAGGAAGCAUGGAUGAGAGGAGCGGAUGAUGGGAGGGGGAGGAAUCGCGUCCAGGGGCUCGGUGGAGUGGGAGGGGUAGGAAAAUGGCGGGAUUCCGCGGUGACCCCUCGUGCCCAGAAGUGACCUUUGACACCGGAGACAAAAGCUUGCCAGACUCUUGUGAACGCUGGGAUUACCUGCUCAGCUGACAUCCGAUCAUCAUUUUCCUCUUUUCUCGGUGGCAUUUUUUUAGUCAGCAUCGGUCACAUCUGAACUUCCUUCACCGACCCACAUGCCACUUUAAACCUUUGACGAGAUGACAUACGUGCAGCCAUGGCUGGACUGAUGCCGAUCGCAGCAGCUGCAGGGAUGAAGCACCAGUGUCUGGGAAACGCCGGGAAUGCCAUUAAACUGGACAGAAGUGGGCCACACGGAGCGAGGCCGAUGAUGCUGAUGUGGAUUAUCCUCUCCAGCUCUCUGUGCCUGAUGGUCGACGGACAGAUGAAGAUCCCACCAGAAACGGUGCAACAAUGGGCCGUGUCCUUUGGAAAAGAGAUAGCUGCUCUAUCUUCCAGAUACUCUGGAGCUAAACUUCUACAGAAGAAAUACAAGGACAUUGAGGGCGUGGUGAAGAUGGAAGAGGUGAACGGAGAAGAUCUGGUGAAAAAGUUUGCUGAGGAGAUGGAGCAGAUGCUCGGGAGGAAGAUGAAAUCUGUGAAGAGGUUGGCAGAGGCGGCAGAGGACGCUGAUCUUUAUCACGAGUACAAUGAAACAAUGGAGUUUGAGUAUUAUAACUCCAUUUUGAUCAACACGGUGGAUGAGGAUGGGAACCAGGUGCCGCUCGGUGGAGAGUUCGCCCUGGAGGAAAAUGAGCAUUUCAAUAAACUGCCAGUCAACACGCAACUGAGUAACAUACAAGUUCCGACAAAUGUUUACAACAGAGAUCCAGAUAUUCUGAACGGAGCCUACAUGUCCGAGGCUCUGAAUGAGGUUUUCAUCGACAACUUCCAGAAAGAUCCAACUCUCACCUGGCAGUACUUUGGCAGCGCCGCUGGCUUCUUCAGGCUGUAUCCAGGGAUCCAAUGGAUUCCGGAUGAAAAUGGCGUGGUCACCUUUGACUGCAGAAACAGAAACUGGUACAUCCAAGCAGCCACUUCUCCUAAAGACGUAGUAAUCGUGGUAGACGUCAGUGGCAGUAUGAAGGGACUCAGGCUGACAAUAGCCAAACACACCAUUAAUACCAUCCUGGACACACUGGGAGAAAAUGACUUUGUUAACAUCAUAGCUUACAGUGACUAUGUUCGUUACGUGGAGCCCUGCUUUAAGGGCACGCUGGUACAAGCCGAUCUGGAUAACAGAGAGCAUUUCAAGCUAUUGGUGGACGGGCUUCACGUCAAAGGAGAGGGCAAAGUGAAAAAGGCGAUGAAGGAGUCUUUCAAGAUCCUCAACGAGGCUGCCGCGCAGGGGCAGGGCAGCCUGUGUAACCAGGCCAUCAUGCUGAUAACAGACGGAGCCAUGGAGGACUUCCAAGACGUUUUUCAGGAGUUCAACUGGCCAGAUAAACGGGUUCGAGUGUUCACGUAUCUAAUCGGACGCGAGAUGACAUUUGCAGACAAUGUGAAAUGGAUCGCCUGCAACAAUAAGGGUUACUACACACACAUCUCCACGCUGGCUGACGUCCAGGAAAACGUUAUGGAGUAUCUCCAUGUUCUGAGCCGGCCCAUGGUCAUAAAUCACGACCACGACAUUAUCUGGACAGAGGCCUACAUGGACAGUGUGCUCCCAAAUGCGGCAGAGCUGUUCAACACUCAGGCACAAAGCCUCCUCCUGAUGACCUCAGUAGCCAUGCCGGUGUUCAGUAAGAAGCAAGAGACUUUGUCUCAUGGGAUUCUGCUGGGCGUGGUAGGAACUGAUGUGGCCUUAAGAGAGCUGAUGAGAUUGGCUCCGAGAUACAAGCUGGGUAUCCAUGGUUACGCCUACCUCAUUACCAAUAAUGGGUACAUCCUGUCUCAUCCUGACCUACGACCUCUGUAUAAAGAGGGCAAGAAACUGAAGCCUAAGCCCAACUACAACAGCGUUGAUCUGGCUGAGGUGGAGUGGGAGGACACUGAGGAAAAACUGAGGACAGCCAUGGUUAAAGGAGAAACUGGAACGCUGUCUUUGGAUGUGAGAACCUCAGUGGAUAAAGGAAGGCGAGUGAUGUUCUUGAAGAAUGACUACUUCUACACUGUCAUCAGCGAGACACCUUUCAGUCUUGGUAUAGUGUUAAGCAGAGGAUAUGGACAGUACAUCUUCUCAGGAAAUGUUUCUGUAGAGGAAGGUCUCCACGACUUGUUGGCUCCAGAUCUGACCAUAGCCAGCGACUGGACCUACUGUGAGACAGACAUUGACCCUGCACAUCGCAAGCUGAGCCAGCUGGAGGCUGUGAUACUAUACCUCACCGGCAAAGAACCAGACCUGGAGUGUGAUGGACAGCUGUUGCAACAAACUCUAUUUGACGCUGUGGUCACGGCUCCUAUGGAAGCUUACUGGACCGCCCUCAUGCUCAACUCAUCUGGUGUGGACGAGGGGGUAGAAACUGCUUUCUUGGGGACCCGAGCAGGCCUGUUGAGGUUCCAGAGGUACACUGGUAUUGAGAAAAGAGUCGCCAAGUCUUUCCUGACCUCCUCAGACAAGGAGAAUAUGUUCACACUGGACCAUUUCCCACUGUGGUACCGCAGAGCAUCUGAGUACCCAGCUGGACAGUUUCUGUACUACUUGCCCAGAGAGGAGACUAGAGCGGGGAGGAUUGUGAUUUCUACCACUGCCGUCACUGUGACCGUGGCCAAAAAAACUGCCAUCGCUGGAGCAAUUGGAGUGCAGAUGACACUGGAGGUGCUGGAGUCCAGAUUUUGGGCCAUCGCAGAACAGCCAAAUACUACCGAUUGUUCAGGCAUAGAGGGGGUUUGUCCUCUUCGCUGCAGCACCGUCGAUCUCGAGUGCUACGUGAUUGACAAUAAUGGCUUUGUCCUAAUUUCUAAACAGCGCAAAAAUGCGGGUCGGUUCUUCGGCGAGAUCGACGGAUCCGUCAUGACCACACUGAUCAGGAUGGGCAUGUUCAAAAGGGUGUCCUUGUUCGACUACCAGGCCAUGUGUAAGAUGAGCGCGCACUCGGUCAGCGGCGCCCGUCCACUUCUCAGUCCGUUCUACGUUUUGGCUUCGACCCUCAAGUGGUUCCUCUCCAACUUCCUACUGUUCCUCCUGGAGUUUAAUUUCUGCGGCUUCUGGCACGGAGAGCACUUCGCAGACGCCAAACCGUCUUACACCAGCUCCUCGACUCACAAGAAAAAAGGGGACAUCCUGCAGCCGUGUGACACCGAGUACCCCAGCUUCGUUUAUGAGCCGUCAGUCAAAGAGACCAACAGCAUUAUUAAGUGUGGACGAUGCCAGAAGAUGUUUGUAGUGCAGCAGAUUCCAGAGAGCAACCUGCUGAUGCUGGUGGUGCAGGCAGACUGUGACUGCUCCAGACACUACUCACCCAUCACCAUGGCGGCGGAGGAAGUCAAAUAUAACGCAUCAGUGAAGUGUGACCGGAUGAGGUCCCAGAAGAUUCGCAGACGCCCCGAGUCUUGCCACGCUUACCACCCGCAGGAGAACGCCAACGACUGCGGAGGGGCUUCAUUUAUACAUCUCUCAGCCCCUCUCCUGUUCGUCUGUCUCUCCUUGGCUGCGCUCGUUUCCUGAUGAAGGACGACUUUGCUGUUUCGCCGUUUCUAACAUGAACCAAGAGGUUGUGGGGGGAAAGAAAACAAAAAAAUCGAGAGCUCUGUUUGGACACCAUGAGCGGACUUUUUAAAGACGUUUUAAAGACGCGACGGCUCCAGACUUCUCUCGAGGGACCUUUUAAUGUCUUUUGUCACAUCUGAACUGAAAACAGCAAAAAAAAAAAAACUAAAAAAAAAAAAAAAGGAAAAACCAAGUCAGUGGCCUGUUGUUGCCAUGGAUACUUUUCCAUUAGGUAUUUUCUCAUGCACGACUUUGCAUUUCAGAACGAAAAGGGGACGAGGUGGUGGCUCUGACGUGCGCGGAUGAAAGGGCGCUGUGAGUUGUGAGGGCGUCACGCGAACAGAGCGGUGAAAAGAAGAACACGUUUCUCAUUUGCCAUAUAUCACGCUGAGCUGAGUAUUGCAGACGCACAUGCAUAUUAUAUAUGCCGCUGUAAGCAUGCACACUUCCAGUACACACAGACACAUCGGAGGCUUUAUCAUCCACAGUGCUUUUUUUUUUGAAAUUGCUUAAAAGUGGCUGCUGUGAGGCCGACAACAGCUGUACGGUGCUGGGGGAAACUUUUCCAUGACUGUCUGCAAUGUAACGGAUAACUGACAGUGGGUAAGAAGACGGCUCAGUGCCUCGGAAUAAGUCACAAUGGGCUAUAUAGAUGAAUUUAACAUCUACUGUAUACUGUAUAUAUUAUGAAUAUGUAAUAAAAUUAAACAUAUCUUUAAAACCGGAUCUUUUUUUUUUUGUUUUUCCAUCCCCCAAAAAAAAUGUUUGUCUGCCUUUUUGUCUUUAUCAACUGCAAAUUUCUGUGUAUCUUUACAUUUGUCUGUUUAUUCUGCUGAAGAAAUGCACUAAAGAUUUACACAGGGGCUACAAACAGUUUUUUUUUUUUUUUUUUUUUCAAUUUCACAGAAUCAUAAAUGUUCCUGAAAUUCAAUUACAUUUUCAUCACUGAAUCUGAUUCUUGAUUCUUUCCCGAAGUAACAGUGUAUUUUUUAUUAAUAUUAUUAUUAUUUCAUGACUAAAACAAAAGACAAUGCAAGCAGUCACUACUCAGCGUAAAUCUCAGUGUAAAUUAGUCCUAUUUUUGUAUUGCACUUGCUUGCGUCUUUUAUAUUUUUGCUCAGCGUUUCAUCAGAUUUUCGCCUCUGUGUGUCGGUACUGUUUUUUUUUUUAAUCACCUUACGAAGCAUGUCUUUAAGUUGCGGUUACUGUGAUGACAAACUUGCCUGGGAAUUUUGCUUGUUUUAACGCAACUGACUCAGAUUCAUAUCGUGUGUUUGUGUGAAUCAUCGCUGUGUGUUCUGCCUCGGUUUGGACAUGAAAGUAAUGUAAUUAUUCCGUGCAGUUUUCGUUUAUACAUUCCUCUGACCACACUGACUGACUGAAGCCAUGGUUUGUACGAAUUAAAAUAAACUGUCCACACGGUUUUUUUUACUCCA